AUAACAUUGGUUAAGUUGGAGUUUGGGUUUAGUUUUAUCCAGUUUUAUCGGUUUCAUUAACCACUGUUGACCACUGUACUUGACUGUACUCUUGUAUUUCUGUGAUUUCUGCAACAUUUUGAUUUUUUUUUACAAAUAAACGUCAUCUCAACAAGCAUAGAUCGAAUUGUUAGUGUAUACAAAGGGACGGGUGCCUUGAACGGAAGAAGCUUCUUCCUGAUAUUCCUCAUUCAAUGCGCGGUUCUUAGGUUUCUUUCUGCAUGAAAUUAUGCUGGCACUAAAAGAUUAUGGUAGCAGCGAUGAAAGCGAAACCGAAAACGACUCCACAGCAGCACCUAAUAAGAAAUUCACGAGCAAUCUCCCGGAGAUUGUGGCUACUGGAACAGAAUUGUGUACAAAACACCCAGAUUCGACUGCAACAGAAGUUACAUAUAAUCCUGGUGAGAAAUUCACGAGCAGUCUCCAGAUUUGCUCUGCUCCAGAGGUCGUGCCCACUGGAACAGAAUUGUGUAUAAAGCACACAGAUCCAACUGCAACAGAAGUUUUAUAUAAUCCAAAAUAUGAAGAGCUUUUUGGACCUGAGGUAGGACCGGAGAAUCCAUUCAAGACGCAGCAGCAGCGUGCAGUGAAAAAUAUGCUGUCCGGAUAUGUAGAAAGCGCGCAUAUAAGUGAAUUUCAAUUUGAAAAUCAAAGAAGAACGUUUGCCAGUUAUGGUUAUGCUCUCGAUCCAACUGUGGAUGGCAGUGCAGACGAAGGCAGAGUUAUGAUUGGUGCAACGGAAGCAGCAGAAGAAUCGGGUGGUAAGACUGUUUUCGAGAAUACUAUCCUGAGACCUUCAGACAAACGAAAGAGAAACAGAAACAACAAUCCAUCAGACAUAGAAGGUUUUUUGGGUCCAUGGGGUGGUUAUGUAGAUGAAAAACGAGUUAUCAAGCCAAGUGAGGAGGAGGCUGCUGAAUUGGAAGAGAUCUUAGCUAAACGAAAUAAACGAGGAAAACAGACGGAGGAGAAACCACUCGAGGAAAAAACAGUAUUACAUAUCAAAGACAGUGUGGAUUAUCAGGGACGUUCGUUCUUGCAUGCGCCUCAGGAUGUCGGCGUGAACCUCAGAUCGGAAUCGCCGCCCGAUCGUUGCUUCCUACCAAAGGCGCAAAUUCACACAUGGGAGGGCCAUACCAAAGGGAUCUCGCAAAUUCGAUGGUACCCACGUACAGCGCAUUUAUUAUUGUCCUGUAGUAUGGACUGUCGAGUGAAGUUGUGGGAAGUAUACAAAGAUAGAAGAUGCGUGCGUACAUACUAUGGACAUCGUCAGGCAGUACGAGAUAUCAGUUUUGACAAUGAUGGCAAGCGAUUUUUAUCAGCAGCUUAUGAUCGCUAUGUAAAACUAUGGGACACAGAGACAGGGGCAUGUAUUAGCCGCUUUACAAGUAGAAAAAUUCCAUAUUGCGCCAAAUUUAAUCCCGAUCCAGAUAAGCAGCAUCUCUUUGUGGCUGGUACCAGUGACAAAAAGAUCAUUUGUUGGGAUAUACGUUCUGGUGAAAUAACGCAGGAAUACGAUAGACACUUGGGUGCUGUAAAUACCAUCACAUUUGUCGACGAGAACAGACGAUUUGUUACAACCAGUGACGAUAAGAGUCUCCGGGUUUGGGAAUGGGACAUUCCAGUGGACAUGAAAUAUAUAGCCGAUCCAUCCAUGCAUUCUAUGCCGGCGGUAACACCGUCGCGAAAUCAAAAAUGGCUUGCUUGCCAGAGCAUGGACAAUAAGAUUGUCAUAUUCUCUGCGUUAAAUAGAUUUAAAAUGAAUCGAAAGAAAACGUUCACAGGACACAUGGUCGCGGGAUAUGCCUGCGGUUUAGACUUCUCGCCAGAUAUGAGUUAUUUGGUAUCAGGAGAUGCUGAUGGUAAAUGUUAUAUAUGGGACUGGAAAACAACAAAAUUGUAUAAAAAAUGGAAGGCCCAUGACGGUGUUUGCAUCGAUGUGUUGUGGCAUCCACAUGAACCUUCUAGACUCGCUACUGCUGGCUGGGAUGGCAAAAUCAAGUAUUGGGACUAAAACGACUUGUAAGACAUAAUUAGACAGCUUUAUAAAGAACAAAAAUAUUUUGUAUAUUUGUAAAUAAAUAUUAUAGCAAUUAGAAGAAAUAAAUAUUUUUAAACGCUAAUGAACUGUCACUGACAACUCAUGAAUGUGUAUGCAGUUUAUGCGAAUGCUUUUUUAAACUACGUAUAAAUAAUGAUUAAAUUAUUCAUUUUUUAGAAAAAUUUACUACUUUUUUCUCAAUCCUUUUAUUAUCUUCUCGUUAAUACCUUGUCUAAUCUCAAACAAUUGGAUAUAUCGGAUAUAAUCAAGUUUAAUUGUUUCAGUAGAAGACUUCGUUGUUGCUAUACAAUUGUUACGGCACGUGGCAUGUAUAAUGCGAUACUAUUGAAUCUCGUCAUUUAGCGACACAAAUAUACCUAGUAUUAUUUACCGUAGCGCUUCUCUCCAACCCUCCUCGAUACCGAUGAGUUAGCAACCCUGUUUCGCGGGAUAUGGCGUAAGAAAUCAAUAGUGCGCGCGUCAGUAUACGCCGUACACUCGUGCGGUCGCUCUCCGUAUUUUAGCUCCGAUUGCAAAAUUAAAACGCGACACGGAGUGCGCUGCCGAAAAUUUCUUACUUGACACACAGCACCCCGCCCUAUGAAAUCCCUCGUGAAUUGUAAGCGUUAUGCGUGCGACAAGUAUAUAUCAAGACUACAGAUAGAAGUGAGAUCUGUUACCACGCAAUAAAGUGGCAGG
Messenger RNA from Monomorium pharaonis (pharaoh ant), 2779 nucleotides. Its product is annotated as pre-mRNA-processing factor 17. The transcript has 9 exons. Gene Ontology annotation, biological process: mRNA splicing, via spliceosome. NCBI's taxonomy places the organism in Eukaryota, Metazoa, Arthropoda, Insecta, Hymenoptera, Formicidae. The coding region runs from base 269 to 2053 and encodes 594 amino acids. Gene Ontology annotation, molecular function: protein binding; mRNA binding. Gene Ontology annotation, cellular component: catalytic step 2 spliceosome. The record is from RefSeq and is a predicted model, not a curated record.